CCUCCUCCAUUCAUUACCACUCACCUUAAUUACUCUCUCUCUCUCACACACACAGACACACAUUUCCUAGCAAAAACAGGAAAUGGCAAGCUUUCCUUUGCACUUUCUCAUCACCUUCCUCCUGUCUCUCCUUCUCCCAACCCUCAUUUACUCCUCCCCAGUUCAGGAUCCAGAGCUAGUAGUACAACAAGUACAAAGGAGCAUCAACAAUGCCUCUCGGAUCAGGAGGAACCUGGCUUAUCUUUCUUGCGGGACAGGCAACCCAAUUGAUGACUGCUGGAGAUGUGACCCCAAUUGGGAGAAGAACCGCCAGAAGCUGGCUGAUUGUGCAAUUGGGUUUGGGAGGAAUGCCGUUGGUGGAAGAGAUGGCAAGAUUUAUGUGGUCACAGACUCCAGCGAUGAAGAUGCAGUGAACCCAAAGCCAGGAACUCUGAGAUAUGCAGUAGUCCAAGAUGAGCCAUUGUGGAUCAUCUUUGCACGUGAUAUGGUGAUAAAGUUGAAGGAAGAGCUGAUUAUGAAUUCGUUUAAGACCAUUGAUGGGAGGGGAGCGAGUGUGCACAUUGCUGGGGGUCCAUGCAUUACCGUUCAGUAUGUGACCAACAUUAUAAUCCAUGGCUUAAAUAUACAUGACUGUAAACAAGGAGGGAAUGCUAAUGUGAGGAGCUCCCCAUCGCACUAUGGGUGGAGGACGAUCUCGGAUGGCGACGGUGUGUCGAUCUUUGGCGGUAGCCAUGUGUGGGUGGACCAUUGCUCACUGUCAAACUGUGCAGAUGGGCUGAUUGAUGCAAUUCAUGGGUCUACUGCCAUAACCAUCUCAAACAAUUACAUGACACAUCAUGAUAAGGUCAUGUUGUUGGGUCACAGCGAUACCUACACUCAGGACAAGGCCAUGCAGGUCACCAUAGCCUUCAACCACUUUGGAGAAGGGCUUGUCCAAAGAAUGCCAAGAUGUAGGCACGGGUACUUCCAUGUGGUGAACAAUGACUACACUCAUUGGGAAAUGUAUGCCAUUGGGGGGAGUGCAGACCCUACUAUUAAUAGCCAAGGAAACAGAUUUGCUGCACCAGAUGACAGAUUCAGCAAAGAGGUGACCAAACAUGAAGAUGCACCAGAAAGUGAUUGGAAGAACUGGAAUUGGAGGUCAGAGGGAGACCUCCUGAUAAAUGGUGCAUUUUUUACUGCAUCAGGGGCUGGGGCUUCAUCAAGCUACGCUAAGGCUUCCAGCUUAAGUGCAAGACCAUCUUCUCUUGUCGGUACAAUUACAACGAGUGCUGGUGCACUUAAUUGCCGAAAGGGUUCUCAUUGCUGAGUGUGAUACCUCAACCAGAUUCCUUGCAAGUGCCUUUUAAAAGUCUUGUUGGAGGAGGCUAAAAUCUAUAGAAAAAUGAGUAGAUACUGAAGGGAGGGAAGUUAAAAAAAGGCACAAGAAGCUUAGGGUCAAUCUCUAUGGUCUACUUUUCUUGUCUUUUUCUUCCUUCCUUAUUUUCUCUUUCUACCCAUUUAUUUUUGCUCUUUUUUUUUUUUUCUACCUUUUGACUGACUCUGUUGGUCACAAUAUGUACAACCUCGGCCUGUUGCUCUUAGAACUCAUCUGGGGAUUUUGUCUGGGAAUCUCGAUGGGCUUAGAGAAAGCAAGUGCAGAAGUGUUGCUAUACCAAAUUAUCCUCUUUUUAUAUAUAGAUUUUUAUAUUAAAUUA
This is a messenger RNA of Juglans regia (Persian walnut), 1697 nucleotides long. RefSeq names its product probable pectate lyase 5. The record is from RefSeq and is a predicted model, not a curated record. NCBI's taxonomy places the organism in Eukaryota, Viridiplantae, Streptophyta, Magnoliopsida, Fagales, Juglandaceae. Gene Ontology annotation, molecular function: pectate lyase activity. The transcript has 4 exons. Bases 83 to 1309 code for a protein of 408 amino acids.